AAUUAAUCAUCAUCCACGAUUUUCCAGUUUGAUGGCAUUUGUUCCGCGUCAAUUGGUACUUUCAUUCGAGUUAAUAUCUAAGCGCCAACGACCUACUCUGUGUCUCUUUUACUAGAGAGUCUUUAGUAUCAAAUUAGGGUUUCAAUUUCAACAAGAGCAUGUCGAUUCCAACCCCUUGUUUCCCGAUGGCAGAUAGCAAUCUCCGCCGUCCAAUUGCGUCGUUCCCGGCAUCGACGUUUCGUCCGGAUCGAAUCUCAGGUAAUGGGACCUGGAUUCGCGAACGAGGAAGAAUUAACGUGAAAUCAGAGGCGAAAACUGACGAAUCUAGUUCUAGUGAAAGCACUACGAGCGGCAGUGCAUCUAGCUUCUUAUCCGUUCUCUGUCCAUUGCUUAAACUCUUCUCUGGAGGUGACCCUUCUCAGCAACGGAAUCAUGCUCUUGAGGUCGCAACUUCUUCUUUAGCGUCUAUUGCAAGACUUCCAUGGGGAUCUCGAGUCUCAUCCAUGAGUAUAUAUAAUCAAGAUGUUUCUUCUAGUCCACCUUUGAGAUUGCAGCUUUUUGAAUUUGAGGCAUGUCCUUUUUGCCGGAGGGUGCGCGAAGCCAUGACUGAGCUAGACCUCUCUGUAGAAGUUUAUCCUUGUCCUAAAGGAUCUGCAAGACACAGGGAAAUGGUUAGAAGAUCCGGUGGAAAAGAGAUGUUUCCGUUCCUCAUUGACCCCAAUACUGGUACUUCAAUGUAUGAGAGUGGUGACAUCGUAAAGUACCUAUUUAAUCAAUAUGGAAAUGGAAGAGGCCCUUCCACAGGACUUCUCGAAAGCACCUUGUUCACAGGAUGGAUGCCAACACUUCUCCGAGCUGGUAGAGGCAUGUCAUUAUGGGACAAGGCUUCAAUCGAUCCACCACCUGAAAUGCUCGAGCUCUUCUCUUACGAAAACAACUCAUAUGCGCGGUUGGUGCGUGAAGCACUGUGUGAGUUGGAGCUCCCCUAUGUAUUAUACAACAUUGGAGAAGGGUCCACCCGGAUGAGAUCACUUCUAAAUGUGUCAGGAUCCGAUAAGGUUCCAUUCUUGGUUGAUCCAAACACUGGUGUCCAGUUAGGUGAUUACCAGAAGAUAUUGGCUUACCUAUUCGAGACUUACUCUUCAGCAGCAUCUGCAUAGUGGGCAAUCUGACUUAUUUUCAGUGAUGAAAUACUGAGAAACUUUUGUUGAAUUAUCCCUUCUGCGAGUUGGCGCCGGCGCCGAUUGGUAGAUCUCUAGCUGCAUCGUUCGAUCCUUGUUAAUCAGAGAAGAGAAAUAUGAAAAGUUUAAUUAAACUCUCUCUUAUAUAUCAUGUAUAUUUUAAGGUUUUACUAGAUUUUGACCCGCGUUUGAAAGUAGGGCGCGGAAAUUUUUUUUGAUUAAAAGUUUAUAUAAUUAGGUUUUGUCUUUAUUUAAAAUGUGUUUUGGUAUAAAAUCAGUG
Messenger RNA from Eruca vesicaria subsp. sativa (arugula), 1461 nucleotides. Lineage: Eukaryota; Viridiplantae; Streptophyta; Magnoliopsida; Brassicales; Brassicaceae. The record is from the annotation of a GenBank genome assembly.